AUGCUGCAUGUGCUUCAUGAGGGGCCAUGGUCGUUCGAGAAUGCUUCGCUAGUGUGUCGUCAAGUUUGUGCUGGUCUCCUGCCGGGUUCGAUUGUUCUGGAUUCUUUGGAUAUGUGGGUUCAAUUGCAUGAUGUACCCAUGGGUUACACGUCGGGUGUGAUCUUGGAACAGAUCGACAAUUAUCUUGGUUCUUUUAUUCAGUUGGAUGAUCGGUUCUGUCUCAAGGCUAGAGAAGCAGCAGUUCCAGUUGAGCUUUACCCGUAUGAUGCAUCGCUGCGUGCGGGAGGCAGCAGGGGGCCAUGCCCGGUUGGGGAUCGUUGGCUGUUACCGGCGGAGGGGCCGACUCAGCAGGAGUUUACGCCGGAGGUGGAGCCUGUUUGCGCUCGGGAGACGGAGCCGAUCGUGGUUGCGGUCUCGAAGCGUUGGAGGGAGGGCUCCAGUGGCGGUGGUCGAAGGGUUGGUGGCGGUAAUGGUGAUGUGACUAUGGCAGAUGUUCCAAAAAACUUGCAGCAGGCAGUUCGGGAGGUUAUAGACCUUGUGUCUAGUAAGAAGCCCGAUUUUGUCUUCCUCAUGGAAACCAAGGUGAGGAGGGCACAUGCUAAGCGUUUACGUAUAAAACUUGGUUUUGAAGGUUUAUUUUACGUGGAAGGAGUUGGUUUGAGUGGUGGUUUAGUGUUGUUUUGGAAGAAGAAUAAUACUGCCCGGCUCAUAAGCUUCUCAAAGAAUCAUGUUGAUGUGGAGGUAUCACUAGCGGGAUUUGGUGUUUGGCGCAUGACUGGCUUUUAUGGAUUUCCAGAGCGGAACAGAAGGAGUGAAUCCUGGGACUUGUUACGGUCCUUAGCUACUAGGUCCACUCUCCCUUGGGUGGUGCUUGGUGAUUUUAAUGAUCUUCUGUUUCAGCAUGAGAAGCGUGGUGGUAAUCCACACCCCGAGGCUCUUUUGCGAGGGUUCGGGGAGGCUAUUGAUGACUGUCAGUUAUCUCAACUACCUAUGCACGGGUAUCGGUUCACCUGGGAGCGGGGGAAAGGUACUGCGAAUUGGAUGGAAGAGAGGCUUGAUAAGGUUCUCGCAGGAGCUGACUGGUGUGACUGUCUUCCACAUGCCCGUGUGACUAAUCUUCUUACUAGAUCGUCUGAUCAUUCCGCUCUGUUUCUGAAUGUUCAGGCCGAUCAGGUAAGGCAUAGAAGUUUCAGGCGGUCUUUCAAGUUUGAGAUGGCAUGGCUCCAAGAUGAAGGUUGUAGGGAGCAGGUGGAGGGUGCUUGUCAAGAGGCCACGAAUGGUGGAUUGCUAGGUUGUCUGCGCCAUUUCGGUGCCAAAUUGUCCAGGUGGGGAGGAGACCGCUUUCACCGUUUUGGUGAGAAGAUUAAGAAUCUUCGGAAGGAGCAGCUACUCAUCAGGGACUCCAGGGAACCUGUUUCACUUGAGGAGUUUCAUCGCCUUGAGUUGGAAAUUUGUCGAUUGGAGGCCCAGGAGGAUGCUUUCUGGAAACAGAGAGCGAAGCAACACUGGUUGAGAGGUGCUGAUGCCAAUACGAGAUUUUUCCACAGGUAUGCUUCUGCCCGAAAAAAGAAGAAUACUUUGACUAAGUUAAGAAAUGAAUCUGAUGAAUGGGUGGAGGGUGAUGGGCUUAAUUCUCUUGUGUUGAGUUAUUUUAAAGAUAUCUUUGCAUCUAAUAACUUAGAUCCUGUGGAUUCGUUUACUGCUUCUGUGCUUCCACGUGUGUCUGUGAGUCAGAAUGAGACCCUUUUAAGGCCUUUCGAGGCGGAUGAGGUUAAAGCUGCACUUUAUUCUAUGUUUCCUGAUAAAGCUCUAGGCCCAGACGGAAUGAACCCGGGGUUUUUUCAGCAUUUUUGGGAGUUAGUAGGCGCAGAUGUCACAUCGUUUGUGAUCAAAUGUCUAAACGACUGUUCUUUCCCGAGUGGUUUGAAUGAUACAAAUGUCGUCUUGAUUCCCAAGAAAAGUCACCCAGAGAAGGUGUCUGACCUCCGGCCUAUUGCUGUGUGUAAUGUAGUCUAUAAGAUUAUGGCUAAGAUGAUUGCAAAUAGGAUGAAGCCUUUGUUAGGAGAUAUCAUCUCUGAAUCACAAAGUGUUUUCAUUCCUGGAAGGCUCAUUACGGAUAAUAUUUUGAUUGCUGCUGAGGUUGGGCAUUUUUUGAAUAGAAAGCAAGGUGGGGUUGUUGGCUGGGGUGCUCUCAAACUUGACAUGGCCAAGGCUUAUGAUCGCAUGGAGUGGCCCUAUCUCCGGGGUAUGUUGCUAGCUCUGGGGUUUGCGCCUGAGUGGGUAAACCUGAUAAUGUUAUGUGUUACUACAGUUUCAUAUAGUUUUCAGGUCAAUGAAGGUUGGUCGUUGUUAUUACAGAAGGCUGAGCAACAAGGUUUGAUUCAUGGUUGCAGAGUUGCGAGAGGCGCCCCACCUAUUUCGCAUUUGUUCUUUGCAGAUGAUAGUCUUUUGUUCUUUAAGGCUAAUGUGCAUGAAGCAGGUGUGAUUAAACAGUGUCUAACUGAAUAUGAGGCUUUAUCAGGCCAAGCUGUCAACUUUAACAAGUCAAGUGUAUGUUUUAGUAGGAACACAAGCAGAGAUGAUAGGGAGGGUGUUGUGUCUGUGCUGGGUGUGGAACAAGCUCCCAACUUCGGUAAAUACCUUGGUUUGCCAGCAUUUGUUGGGCGGAAUAAGAAGGCCGUGUUUGCAUAUGUUGAGGAUAAAUUGAAUCAAAGGGUGGGGACCUAG
Ipomoea triloba (trilobed morning glory) is the source of this 2727-nucleotide messenger RNA. RefSeq lists its product as uncharacterized. The transcript is spliced from 4 exons. The record is from RefSeq and is a predicted model, not a curated record. The coding region runs from base 1 to 2727 and encodes 908 amino acids. Lineage: Eukaryota; Viridiplantae; Streptophyta; Magnoliopsida; Solanales; Convolvulaceae. Gene Ontology annotation, molecular function: catalytic activity.